CGCCGCCCCGGACGUGGCGUGGGAUGGCGCCGCAGGGGAUCGGCGGUCGCUGCUCCCCGGCGCUGCCGCUGCUGCUGCUCCGUCUGGCCGCUCUCGCUCUCCCGCCACCGCCCGCCGCCGCCUCCGAGCCUCCGCCCGCUGCCCUCUUCGCCGGCCACGCCGCCUCCUCGCUGCCCGCCGCCGCCGCCGCCCCGCGCACCAGAUAUCUUUUGUAUGAUGUAAACCCCCCUGAAGGGUUCAACCUUCGCAGAGAUGUCUAUGUUCGCAUUGCUUCCCUUCUGAAGACCCUGCGGAAAAGCGAAAACUGGGUGUUGGUUAUGCCUCCCUGGGGCCGUCUUUAUCACUGGCAGAGCCCUGACAUCCUCCAGAUCCGGAUCCCUUGGUCUGAAUUCUUUGAUAUCCCAAGCCUCAACAGGAACAUUCCUGUCAUUGAAUAUGAGCAAUUCUUUGCAGAGUCAGGUGGGCCGUUUAUUGAACAGAUUUAUGUGCUCCAAGGCUACGCAGAAGGAUGGAAAGAAGGAACAUGGGAAGAAAAAAUAGAUGAAAGGCCAUGCAUUGAUCAGCUGAUGUACUCCAGAGACAAACAUGGCUACUACAGGGGCUGGUUCUGGGGUAACGAGGAAACACGAGGCCUAAACGCCUCUUGCUUGUCUGUCCAAGGAUCUGCCUCUAUUGUGGCUCCCAUCCUCCUGAAGAACACUUCAGCACAGUCAGUGAUGUUAGACAGAGCUGAAAACCUUCUUCAUGACCACUACGGAGGGAAAGAUUAUUGGAAUACCCGUCGGAGCAUGGUGUUUGCUAAACACCUCCGCGUGGUAGGAGAUGAGUUUAGGAAGAAAUACCUUCAAUCCACCGAUGAGGCAGACAGGACUCAGUACAAGGAGGACUGGACACAGAUGAAGGUUAAGACUGGCACAGCUCUAGGUGGCCCAUACCUUGGGGUUCACCUCAGAAGGAGAGACUUCAUUUGGGGUCACAGAGAAGACGUGCCUUCCUUACAAGGAGCAGUAAAGAAAAUCCACAGCCUAUUGGAGGGGCUUAAACUUGAAAAAGUUUUUGUAGCCACUGAUGCUGUUGAGGAAGAGAUUGAACUGCUCAAGAAACUGCUGCCCGAGAUGGUGAGGUUUGAAGCCUCUCUGGAGGAACUGGAACUCUAUAAGGAUGGGGGCUUGGCUGUGAUUGACCAGUGGAUUUGUGCACAUGCAAGGUAUUUUAUAGGCACCUCUGUUUCAACAUUUUCCUUUCGAAUCCACGAGGAACGGGAGAUCUUGGGAUUUGAUCCAAAAACAACUUACAACCGAUUCUGUGGUGAAACAGAGAAAAACUGUGAGCAGCCUACUCACUGGAAAAUUGUAUAUUAAGCACAGAGAAACACAAAGGUUUCAGUACUGUUAGAGUUCAAAAUAAUAAGGAAAAAUGAUGGGGAAUUAUUUGCCUUGGAACAAAGUAUGACCCAGUCCUGUACUCUCAGCUCCUGCUCCCCUUCCAGCAUGGGUGUGACAUGGGGUAGCUGUACACUCCAGUGUCUCUGGACCUCACAGCAUUUCUAUGUGGCUGCUGCACCUGGGUCCCCAGUAUGUCCUGCUCUGGUUGCCUUCCCUGAGUGGUCCCAUGUCACACUGUAUUAGCAAUGGCGAUGGUGACAACACAGACUCUAAAGCUUAUUUGCAAAAGAGAGCGUGUUUUAUUCUUCAAGAUCCCUUUUUAUAGACAGUUCCAAAAGGGUCCAAAGGGGUGAACUUUCAUUGGCCAUCAAACCAACACAUCACUGUCAUUGGACAGUUAGGAACAGUGCCCCUUGACUGUUUCUUGCAAGUAAGCAACAAGGAGGCAAACAGCACCUGCAAAGGUUUCUCAGGCCACACUUUCUUGGGCCAAUGUGGGAAAGUUCUGUGGCUUAGUUUCACACAGAUACUAUGCUACCUGCCUGAUACUUUGCAUUUAACAUCCACAGUCCCAUGUGCACCAAGUGGGUUGCUACAGCCCACAGGGGCCUCUUGGCUGCAGAGCUGGGUGAUGGGAGGCAGCAAAGCAAUGCCCAAGAUGUGGCUGUUGAAACCAGCCUCACCUGCUGGAGCAUUUCUUUCUUACCUGUCCAUGGUUCUCUCUGUGGGUCUGUCGUCAUUUUUUAACUGCAGGGUUGGGGGACCUGGCCAUGUCACCAGGAGUGCUUGUGCUGGGAGCACCAGUCUCUACCUAGGGAGGAACCAAGCUGCCACCAAAAUAAAAGAGGGGGGUGUGUGUGUGGAGGUGGUGCUGCUCCCACUCCAAGGUAAGAGCCUGCAAGGCCCAUCCUUUGGGGACUCAUCUUUUGUGUGAAGGCACAUUGUCUGGCACAGGAAGAGGUUGGUACCUGGUGGAGCAGGGCCAAGAUUCCAUUUUCCCAAGGCAGCUCCCUCCUCUGCCUGCUGCAGCACUAGCCAGGGCUGGAAGAGGACGGUGGGUGUGUUCAGCACUGCUGCUGGAAUGGGGGCAGAGCUGGUGGCCCUCUCAGGAGAGGGUCCUGGUUGCUUCAGGGCCUCGCUUCUCCACUGCUUUGUGUCCACAAAGGAAAGACAUGCAAGAUGGCAGCACCACCACCACAGCCCUGUACCCAGGAGUUCAUCAAACUCUUCAAAACUCAGCACCACUGCAGAUCUACAGAACAGCAUUUUAUCCACAGGGGGCGUCUGACACUCAUUGCCCAUUAUGUGUCCAGAGGAGUUCAAGGGCUCAUUUUACAUCUCCACAAGUGGGGCCAGAACCACACAUACAGAGCAACACCAGAUUCUCACAGUGUACCAGUAGAAACAGAAAUUUAAUAACAUUAUUUCUUAGAGAACUGUUGUGGAUGAAAUCAAAUGCAAAGGAAAAAACCUAAAUGUAAAAAUCAAGAUGUUGGUGCACACUGAUACAGUAUUUCUGCUUUCAAGCUCACUAGGUGUAUUCUUUCCUCCUUCCCUUGUGUGAGCCCCCUGUAAUUUCAUUACAUUUGUCUUUUGUCAUCUAUUUUUAGCUGAAUAGUACUGAUUGUGUCAGUCA
Molecule: messenger RNA, 3021 nt
Organism: Parus major (Great Tit)
Lineage: Eukaryota; Metazoa; Chordata; Aves; Passeriformes; Paridae
Gene: POFUT2
Product: protein O-fucosyltransferase 2
Exons: 9
Coding region: 24-1361 (445 amino acids)
Biological process (GO): protein O-linked glycosylation via fucose
Molecular function (GO): peptide-O-fucosyltransferase activity
Source: RefSeq, a predicted model, not a curated record